GGACUUUAAGAGUAAGAACAUAAUGCUGAGUUCGGACCUCUCGGCGGUAAUCGGAGAUUUCGGCCUCGCCGUUCGUUUCGAGGCCGGUGAACCUCCGGGAGACACACACGGACAGGUGGGCACCAGGCGCUACAUGGCUCCGGAGGUUUUAGAGGGAGCAAUAAACUUCCAGAGAGACGCCUUCCUGAGGAUCGACAUGUACGCCGUGGGUCUGAUUCUCUGGGAGCUGGUGUCCCGCUGCAAGGCCGUGGACGGUCCGGUGGGAGAGUACCUGCUUCCCUUUGAGGAAGAGGCGGGGCAGCAUCCGUCUCUGGAGGACCUUCAGGACGUGGUCGUCCACAAGAAGCUGAGGCCGGCUCUGAAGGAGCUCUGGCUCAAACACAGCGGAUUGGCUCAGAUCUGCGAAACGGCGGAGGAAUGCUGGGACCACGACGCCGAGGCUCGUCUUUCCGCAGGUUGCGUCGAGGAGAGAAUUUCAUCGAUUCGCCGCCUGAAGGCUAACAUCGUGACGCCGCCAACCUCCGACCUCAACGCCCUUUUGGUGACCUCACUUCCUCCUUCCAUGGUGACCAAUGUGGACCCCCCCCCCAAAGAGUCCAGCAUCUGAGGAGAGCUCUACUUCCUGUGAACACACACACACACACACACACACACACACACACACAGAGAUGGCAAAAGUACACGCAUUUACUCAAGUAGAAGUACAGACACCAGAAACAUGAAGUACAGUAAUGAAGUAUUUGUACUGCACUAUCGUCCACACACACACACACACACACACACACACACACACACACACACACACACACUUUUCUCAGUGGAAAGCAGCUGCUAUUUAAACUCUGGACUUUUCUUUUUCCUUGUCCUUUUUUGGGGACGAAUCUUACCAGCGCACACGUCCUCGUUUCUACUCGUCAUUUUAUUCUUAUUUUUUUAAACCAAACCCACGGAAACAGCAUCCAGGUCCGACUCAGUGAAUGCUCUUUAUCUCAGAAGUACCUCAGCGACGACUUUUCUUUACUUUCGCAGAUUUCUACCGUUUUUUCCUUCAUCUUCUAACACUGGAUUUAUCUACCAUUGACUUACCGUUUUUUACUACGAUGCUGCAGAAGACUGUUACGCAACAGAUUACAGACUCUCCACAUUUUGGGUUUUUCUACAUCUUUCUUGGAUUUUAUUUUCCCAAACGCUUCGAUUCACACGCAACAAACCUUCGGAUCCAACGGGUUGCAAAACAAACAGGAAGUGAAGUCAGAGGGGAGGAAACAGGCGGAGGAAAACAACACCCAGUUUGUUUUUAACGGUUUCCUCUCGUCUUCGUGUUCAGAUUCGAGGUUAAAGACUGAGCUUUUUCAGGAAGUAAACGUUUCAAAUGGCGGGAUUUGAUUGGCCGACGGCGAAAAGCCACAGCGUUUGGUUGGUUUGGAAAAGGAACUUCUCAGGUAACCUACAAGAAGGAGGGGUCAGGGGGACAAUUUAAAACGUGACACGAAGAACGUUUUCCCCGUUGGGAAGAGCCGUGGCCAACAGGAAGUGAGAGGGGCUUAUCUGAGGGCGCUCAAAGCCUAUUGGCUGUCCUGAAUAUGUAAAUUAGCAAAGGUGCCCAAACAAGGGGAAAAGUGUUUUCCCUUUAAAACGGUGCAAGACCUCGAGAUGUACAGAGGUGUGUGUGUGUGUGUGUGUGUGUGUGUGUGUGUGUGUGUGUGUGUGUGUGUGUGUGUGUGUGUGUGUGUGUGUGUGUGUGUGUGUGUGUGUGUGUGUGUGUGUGUGUGUGUGUGUGUGUGUGUGUGUGUGUGGUACAAUGUGAACACAGUCACACAAAGUGACUAUUUUUAUUUAGAUUUUAUACUGUCCGUGCUGAUUGAUUUAUUGUGUCUUACACCUUUGACCUCCUCCAACAUCGCCCCCUUGUGGUUGAGCUGCACCACUGCAGGAAUCUGGUUGUUUACAUGCAGAAAAUAUCCAAUUUGUACUUAUUCUGACAAUUACAAUAUUAUUUUUAAGCUGUUUCACGUCUUAAAAUAAUAAGCAUUCUCCAACUGUGCAUACUCUGACUUUAAGUCUUAGGAACUACUUUUAAAUGAACUAAAAUGAUGAAACUAAUACCUAUAAACAUUAGGAAAACUAGUCCAAUUAAGUAUGACUUCGACGUCUAUUUAAAAUUGUUUUUGUAUACAUCUACUGCGACUGCAAGACAUUUCCUACUUGGUGUCAUUUGGAUAAACUGACCACAAAUUGUGAAUCUAAAAGUGUCCUCAUGCAGUGCGUCUAAACUCUGCUGUAAACACCAGUUUAAACAAUGAAGACACCGUGGAGGUAAGAUUCCCUGUUUACUGUCACACCUCAUUAACAUGUCAAUAAAGACAAUACAUACAUAUUCCUGAAUAAACACUGCAUUGCACACAAACUCACAUGUCUUGCAGAAGUAGCUAACAGGGCUUCUAGCAUUAUUACAGUGUUAAUAAAUCCUAAUAUAUGAUCUUAAACAUGUCAUAUUUCAAAUGAAUGAACGUCCCCUAAAGUCCUAAAACAUCACGAAAACGGACAAAUAAAAUGUCCAUUAAGAUUCUGACUAGAAUUAAGAGCAAACUAAUUAUCUAAAGAAGAAAUGCAUUGAAGGCACAUCGUCACUUUCUGGUCUUUAAAAAGUAUCACUUUUAGCCGGGCUUAAUGCCGUUCACGUGAGCCGUAACUUAUUCCAGAUACACGCGAUCAAUUCUGAAUAAACAUGGAGUGUUGGUGUGCAGAUAAAAAGGUUUGUGUCUGAACACGGGAUUGUUCAGCGCCUGUCAACAUAGGAUUUGGUGGAGGUCAACGGUCAUCUCUUGUUCUUUUUGUAUUUCCAUAAACCGGGACCAAAGCCGCUGCCGGCCGCUCAGAGUCCGGUUCAGAACCGACCCGCGUCAUCACUGUCAAUAACGGACUGGAAACAAAAACAUGUGUUUGUUUGUUUCUGUGAUGUCAUACGUGUAAACAGUGAAUGUCUACGAUGCUGCUGCUGCUGAUGAUGAUGAAGAUGAUGAAGAUGAAUAUAUUUCUGUGUUUUCCUUUUUUUUAUUGUUAACUUGAACUCAACGCUCUGUAUGGAGUCAGGGACGUCGAGAGGAGGCGUUCGAGGAGCGUGGGGCGUGUCGGCGCUCAGAGAGAAUAGACAGAGCCGCAUCUUCUCAUGAACCACAGAUCACCUCAAACACCACGAAUACCUCAGAAGACUUUUCUACGUUCCGUUUCUAUAUUUUAUUGUGAGCUUUUUAUCCGUUUUUCUUUUAUACAUAAACAUCUCCAAACUGAUUGAAGAAAAGCGACAGCGAGACUCGAACCACCGACUUAAAUAAAGUGUUUGUUUUUUAGACUGAACUGAACUGAACUGAACUGAACUGAACUGAACUGAACUGAACUGAACUGAACUGAACUGAACUGAACUGAACUGAACUGAACUGAACUGAACUGAACUGAACUGAACUGAACUGAACUGCCGAAAUCAUAAAAGCACCUGGACUU
This is a messenger RNA of Gymnodraco acuticeps, 3501 nucleotides long. Its product is annotated as activin receptor type-2B-like. The record is from RefSeq and is a predicted model, not a curated record. Lineage: Eukaryota; Metazoa; Chordata; Actinopteri; Perciformes; Bathydraconidae. Gene Ontology annotation, cellular component: plasma membrane; activin receptor complex. Gene Ontology annotation, biological process: protein phosphorylation; activin receptor signaling pathway; cellular response to growth factor stimulus. Gene Ontology annotation, molecular function: activin receptor activity; ATP binding; activin binding.